Molecule: messenger RNA, 1901 nt
Organism: Anoplopoma fimbria (sablefish)
Lineage: Eukaryota; Metazoa; Chordata; Actinopteri; Perciformes; Anoplopomatidae
Gene: rnf170
Product: ring finger protein 170
Exons: 7
Coding region: 272-1078 (268 amino acids)
Molecular function (GO): ubiquitin protein ligase activity
Source: RefSeq, a predicted model, not a curated record
AGAAGAAGAAGAAGAAAAGGGCGAAGAGGAGGAGGAAGUAACAAACUGUCACAACACCAGCAUGCAGGACUGCUGCAAACCUGUUACUUACAUACCAACCAAAACCGCUGAAAAAACCAAACUCGUUAGCGGACCUUCUUCUUAUGCACAGCCGCAAAACAACGCACUUCUCGGUCCGGUAGCUGCACGAUACGAGGCUCAACAGAGUGAAUGGAGUUGGCAAGUCGAGCCAUAACAAGACUCAUUGUGGUGUAGGCUAUGAGUGUGGGUGAUGGAGGACAAUCAAUGUGGGGACUUGGACUACCUGAUCCAAGAUGAGGACACCCUCAUUGAAGGUGUCAGCAACCAGGUCUUAUUUGUUGUGGUGCUCAGUAUCACCUUCCUUGCAGGACUCCUCACUUUGCUCUGCAGACAAGAGCAGCAGAACAUUCAUCCUGAGAAUCAGGAGCACGUUCGAGCCGUCAGACAACAACUCCAAACCGAGCAGGAUGAAAAUCCUCAGGCGGAGGCCAGGCAGCAGUAUUACACAGACAUGUCUUGUCCUGUGUGUCUACAGCAGGCCGUUCUGCCUGUGGAAACCAAUUGUGGACACCUUUUCUGUGGAUCCUGUAUUGUAGCCUACUGGAGGUAUGGCACAUGGCUGGGUGCUAUUCACUGCCCCAUCUGCAGACAAAUGGUAACGUUGCUGUUCCCACUGUUUCAUGAGCACACCACUCCUCAAAGGGACCAGGAAGGGGAGGCAGAGCCUCAGCUGAUACUAACAGACAUUAACGAUUACAACCGCAGGUUCUCAGGCCAGCCAAGAUCUUUUAUGGACAGGCUGCGAGACGUGCCCACCCUGCUUCGUCAUGCCUUUCGGGAGAUGUUCUCUGUGGGUGGCCUCUUCUUGAUGUUCAGGGUUCGAAUUCUUCUCUGCCUAGUGGGAGCGAUCACCUACCUGGCCUCGCCACUCGACAUCAUCCCUGAGGCGCUUUUCGGUCUGCUGGGAUUCAUGGAUGAUUUCUUUGUGAUCCUGCUUCUCUUUGUGUACAUCUCCAUCAUGUACAGAGAGGUGGUUACACAGAGACUGUAUGGCUAAAGGUUCUCUCAUAAGAGAGGCUUGGAAAGAGUGAAUGGAGCAUUUGAGGCGGAAAUGUAGAGACUGAAUGACUGAACACUCAGUAAUACUGGAUCUCUCAGAGAGGUUUACUUUGAAGCCCAGGAUCUUAGUUCACCACUGGAGAGGGGUCAGAGAAAGAAUGAACUGUGAAUGUUCACUCUGUAGAUAUAAUUCACCUUUAAUGGUUCCUAGAUUGAAUGACACCAAGGGGAACCACAAUAAAGCUUAAGACCUAUUUGACUCUGCAUUAAACCAGGGAAAUACUUUAGCAGCACCCCUCACUGAACACUACCAGCCAAUUCUGUGUCAGCAUUACCAGUUAUUCGGUUAAUGUGCAUGAACUUGAUGAAGAAAACCGUGUAACAUAAUGUGAUCUUGAAUGUAUUGUAUAAAUGGCGGUGUCUUGAUUAUAUGCAUUUAAAGUUGGCUGUUUGCAUUGAGAUUAAGUGUAGAACCAUCUUCCUGUGGCUAUUGCAGCCUGUUUGUUCAAUUAAACUGAUGAUGCAUUUAUUUAAGUAACCUGUGAAUGUGCAUAUUUAUAAUGACUUCAAAAAACACACAGCUUUUCGUGCACGUGUGAAAAUCACUUAGUCAUUUUGUUUCCACCAGUUUACAUGUACUGCUCAGAUCUGACGCUGUCUGACGCCUCUGCAUGUAUCCACAUGAACUGAUGAUACACAGGAAACCUGAUGGUUGCAUAAUAACUUUAUAAUUUUCCGAUUUCUAUUCAAGAAAUUAAAAAGUUAUCCCUUGAUCAUCAAAAGAAGGCACAGCAAAAGUACCAGAGAGUAAUUAUAGGUCC